UCAGGAUGAUGUGAAGAGAAGGACGCCGGAAAUAUUAACGAUGGCUGUUAAGCGGAAGUGUGUAAAUGAACGGACAUGACAGCAAGCAGACAAUAGGUGGGAAGAUUGCUGAUAUGAGUGGACAAGCAACUGGUAGUGUUAGUCAUCUUGGCAUUGUGCAUGCUGCCAUCGUAUUCUGUUGAUGUGGAGUGCAUUGGAAGCAAGGGAGAACCGGGUGUUCCCGGAGUUCCGGGUCCUCCAGGAAGACAGGGACCAGUAGGAAAACAAGGAGCAGCAGGAAUUUCAGGCGGCACCGGCUUGAAGGGUGAGGUAGGAGCUGAAGGUGCAGUUGGUCCACCAGGUAAACAGGGAGUGCAAGGUGUGAUGGGUCGUGCAGGUCCACCCGGACCUCAAGGUCCUCCGGGCAAAAGUGGAAUGAUGGGUCCACCGGGACCCAGAGGUCCUCCAGGACAAACGGGAGGACGUGGAGAGAAGGGGGAACGAGGAGUGGAGGGUCCAAGAGGUUUGGCUGGAUUAGAUGGCAUUCCGGGUGCUGCAGGUCCCAUAGGACCCGUAGGAUCACGUGGACCAUUAGGAGUGAAGGGUGAUCGUGGAUUACCCGGAGCAAAGGGAGAAGCCGGACCACAAGGUCGUCCCGGUGCAGAGAUGAGUGAAGAUGUGUUGAAACGCUAUUUUUCUCCAGUCAAGGGACUGGCAGAGAGGAUGAAAGAACUGGAGGAUUGGAAAGAAGAGUGGACAAAGAAUGAGAGUAGAGUGACUGUUGCAGCACAUCUUGUAGGAUAUUCAGGUUGGCUUACUGUAUCAGGUGUGAUAACCUACUGGCAAACAAGCAGUCCAUCAUUCUUACUGGGUGCCAUCACAUACAGCAAUGGAGCUCUUACAAUUCCAUCUGAUGGUGUUUAUUAUAUUUAUACACAUCUCUACUUACAUGGCAAUAGUGGCAGUUACAUUCAACCUUACAUCAGAGUAAAUGGCAGUCGUGUUUUGUACAUCUCAAGCUACCAUUAUCAUGGUGAACCAAAAACCAAGCACGCUGGUCUACUUCAGCAGCUGAAAAAAGGUGAUAGCGUUGACAUAUAUGGCGGAGGAUAUCGACACUACAUGGCCUCUACUUAUUCAGUUUUUGGUAUUUUUAAGAUCGACUAGAAGCAUGUUGUUGAGAAUGAGAAUGUCAAUUAAUUAAGUGAUAAGUGUGAGUGUCAAAUGACUCUCCAUGUGAUCAUGUUUAAUAGUAAUUGUAGUUGUGACUGUGUAUGUUGGACUGUAGUGUGACCAUUCAACCCUAAUUUUUGUUUGUUUCAUUUCUGUUUAGUUCCAUUUCUAUAUUAUUAGCAAUAAAUGUUUAUCCCUUUGUC
Messenger RNA from Corticium candelabrum, 1355 nucleotides. RefSeq names its product pulmonary surfactant-associated protein D-like. The coding region runs from base 160 to 1146 and encodes 328 amino acids. Gene Ontology annotation, molecular function: tumor necrosis factor receptor binding; extracellular matrix structural constituent conferring tensile strength. Gene Ontology annotation, cellular component: membrane. The transcript has 15 exons. Lineage: Eukaryota; Metazoa; Porifera; Homoscleromorpha; Homosclerophorida; Plakinidae. Gene Ontology annotation, biological process: extracellular matrix organization; immune response. The record is from RefSeq and is a predicted model, not a curated record.